This is a messenger RNA of Xiphophorus maculatus (southern platyfish), 5054 nucleotides long. It is a transcript of the gene cacnb3b, whose product is annotated as voltage-dependent L-type calcium channel subunit beta-4-like. Gene Ontology annotation, biological process: chemical synaptic transmission; regulation of voltage-gated calcium channel activity; calcium ion transmembrane transport. Gene Ontology annotation, cellular component: voltage-gated calcium channel complex. Lineage: Eukaryota; Metazoa; Chordata; Actinopteri; Cyprinodontiformes; Poeciliidae. The transcript is spliced from 14 exons. Gene Ontology annotation, molecular function: high voltage-gated calcium channel activity; protein binding. The coding region runs from base 63 to 1232 and encodes 389 amino acids. The record is from RefSeq and is a predicted model, not a curated record.
GGGGAGGAGGUUUCCACUGUUUUUCUGUGCCAUGGGGAGAGGAGAGCACUGGCAGCAGAAUCAUGUCUGCCUCCGACUCGAGUGCUACAGGACUGAUCAACAAGGGUUCAGCCGAUUCCUACGCUAGUCGACCCUCUGAUUCCGACCUGUCCCUGGAGGAAGACCAGGAGGCGUCUCGGCGUGAAGCCGAGCGCCAGGCUCAGCUUCAGCUGGAAAGAGCCAAGUCCAAGCCGGUAGCAUUUGCAGUGAAAACCAAUGUGAGUUACUGUGGGGCCCUUGAUGAAGAUUGUCCAGUCCAAGGUGCUGCUAUCAACUUUGAAACCAAAGACUUUCUGCACAUAAAAGAGAAAUAUAACAAUGACUGGUGGAUUGGUCGGCUUGUGAAAGAAGGGGCAGACAUUACAUUUAUCCCGAGCCCAGUGAAACUGGAGGCCAUGAGGAUAAAACAAGAACAAAAAGCAGCUGCCAGGAAAGGAGGGAACGCAUCAUCGGGAGGCUGGAGGUCCACCCCUCCAUCUGCAGCCAAGCAGAAGCAGAAACAGACGGAACAUGUUCCUCCCUAUGACGUGGUUCCCUCCAUGAGGCCCGUGGUGCUGGUGGGCCCUUCACUGAAAGGCUACGAAGUGACUGACAUGAUGCAGAAAGCCUUGUUUGACUUCCUAAAGCACAGAUUUGUCGACAGGAUCACUAUUACACGGGUGACCGCUGAUCUGUCCCUGGCAAAGCGCUCGGUGCUGAACAAGAAGGCCAUAAUGGAGAGAUCCAACACUCGCUCUAGCCUGGCUGAAGUCCAGAGUGAGAUAGAGAGGAUCUUUGAGUUGGCAAAGUCUCUUCAGCUGGUCGUCCUGGAUGCAGAUACCAUCAACCAUCCAGCCCAGCUCCUCAAAACAUCUCUGGCUCCCAUCAUCAUCUAUGUUAAAGUGUCAUCACCCAAAGUUCUUCAGAGGCUGAUAAAGUCUCGAGGGAAGUCCCAAAGCAAGCACCUCAAUGUCCAGAUGAUGGCCGGGGACAAGCUGGCUCAGUGUCCUCCUGAGAUGUUUGACGUAAUCCUGGAUGAGAAUCAGCUGGAAGAAGCCUGCGACCACCUCGCGGAGUACCUGGAAAUUUACUGGCGAGCUACACAUCUCCCUUGUUCUGCCCUAGUUAAUCCCUUGCAGGACCAAAAUAUGGUCACCCCACCUUCAGCCAACUCCAGCCAGCAGUUUUCAGAGACUCAAGAGUUGAUAGAAUGAUUCCAGCCUCGGAUGCAGGAGCAGCCUGUGCUGUCGGCUGGGGUCAGAACAGUCAGGACAUGGAGAACAGGGACCACCAGGGGGCAGCAGCGUCCCUCCUCUCAUCAAAGCCAGCCAUCACCUUCUCCACAUGUGGAGCAGAGAGAAGAGCUGGGUCCAUGCAAAGGGUGAAAGAGCAGAAGUGUGGUGAGCUGGGAUAGGAGGAGAAAUAUUCCACAUCGGGAGGAAGAUGCACCCAACUGCAGCCUCACUGCUGCCCCAGGGGCCAGACAUCCCUGCUCCCAACGUCAACUGAUAACUCAGGGCCACUUUCUGCCGCUGCAAAAACACCGGUUUACAGAAACCGGGGAAACAGCGCAGUCACUGUUCAACUCCUUACCAACAACCCUCCCAUGUAAUACUUUCUCCAAUCCAGACGGGUGAAAAGAAACAAAAAAUCCUAAUAUCCAUGAAAGAUGAGCCAGCCCAUGAGUGUCUGUAGCUGUCUGAAGCACACAAAGGCUGAUUCAUCUCUCACUGGAGAUGCAUCACACAUCUAAGGGGCUGAGGUAUAUUAGUCCAUGAUACCACUGGCACAGAAAAGCUGUUAGCACAUCACCAGGUUUCCAGUGCAGGGCUCUUAAGGUUUAAUGUCUGAUUCACCUUGCUUCCUUGCGGGUGCAAGGAGUGACAGAAAAUCUAUUAUGUAUGUCUUCCAUGUCCGCAGCUUUAAAUGAGCUGCCAUUUUAAAUGUUUAACUGAAAUGCUUCCUUAAAAGUACAUUUGCUCCUGUCAGUCAUAGCAGUAUCACUUUUGCAUGGAAACACAUGGGAAAAAUUGCAAUUUUGUCUUUCUUUAUCCUCUUACUUUCCACUCCUGGUUAAUUCAGUAUUCUUCUUUUUGUCUGCUCUUGUACUAAAACAGUUUAUACAACUAUCUGUUUCUCAUAUAUUUGCUCUCAGUGUACCAAAUGCAUAUCUUUACAUGUAGCUUUUAUGCAAAUAAUGUAUAACAAACACUGACAGCACACAUUUUCUACGUCUUUGCCACUGCUGGCGAAUGUAAGUAAAAUCUGGUGUGUGAGGAAAGAGUCCUUAUGGUAAAAUGUGCAGACAGUUGAAGUCCAGCCCUGGGAUCGUAGCUUUUUUCUUUAACUAAUAAAACCAGAUGUAAAUCGGUCACAUUUAGUUUUGAAUCUAAAAUAAAUGUAUCCACUGAUCUUAGUCACAUAUUAAAUGGUCUUACGAUGCGUGGGAAGCUGUAGCCAGCCGUGGUUCUGGAUGCAAAAUGGCUCAUCCCCCCUGAGUAGCGUCUGUCAUUUCUGAUUUCCACUGGCUGAAGCCCAACAUGUUACCAACACAUUUAUUCAUAUUUAUUAAGUAUUUUAGGUAAUUUUAUUCACAGAAUUAUAUUAAGUUAUUGAUUAAGUUUGUAAAUUUCUCAUAUUUUGGCAUGAACUAAACCUAAGACACACGUCCAAAAGAGAGAUACACAGAAUCAAGUUCUUGUAAAUUUAACCAGUACUGAUGAAAAUGUAAUUUGUUGCUGAUAUUAAGCUUUAAGAUUUGAGCAGAAAUGAAUGAUCUUGUUUUGAUAAUGAUGAUCAUGCAGUCUUGUAUUAAUUUAGUAGGAAUAAAAUCAAAUCUGAUUGUGACAAGACAUUUAUAGGAUUUAGGACUGAACAGCGAAGAUCUGCAAGGAAAACAGUCAUCCAUGCCUAUUAGAAAGUCAAUAUUUUCAGUCAGGAUGUUUUUGUCCCUGAUGCCAAUCUGAGUCUUUGAUGAAGAACCUGUAGCCGAUACCUACUGAGCUCCAAACUUUGGUCAUGUCUUCAUUCUUUAGUUGACAGCAACAGACACUUUGUCGCAACUUGUGUGUGUCUAGUUCAGCUUUGCACUUUUGACGACUUAAAACACACAGCUACAGUCUUCAUCAAAUUCAUUCUGCUGCUGCUGACGAUAUUUUUAUGCACAGCGAUUGCACUGAAGACCAUUGCUGUCGUCCUCACUGCUUGUUUCAGCCUCUGUGCCACAUUACUAAGCAUUUUGGCUCAUAGGUCAUCAAAGUCGUUCUAUGGCUCAGACAUACGAAGCAAAACUGCUUGCAACACAGGCAUAUUCCUCAAAUACAAAAUCUAUCUAACUGAAUAAAAAUGCUUCAAAAUCCAUGUCUAGACCAGUUUAGAGUCAGCAUAGUGUUUACUAAAGCUAAAUAAUUUGUCUGAAACUUAGGUCUUUGUGUCAGUUCUGUGGAUUAAUCUAGAAGACUAUCUGUCCUUAAAAGUUUCUGCUCUGCAAAGUGGACCGCACUGCAGACAAGAAAUCCAAGGCAAAGCGAUCUCCUUUUCAAAAUUAAUGUAGUUAUAGACAGACUUUAAGGGCAUCGAUAUUAAAGACUUCUGUCUUUACUAUUAAUGACUACAUUGUUUAUUUUUACUAAAAUUCUGUUCCUCCUCUUAAAUAUUGUGAGAACAUUUAACUACGGCUUCGGACAUUUAAAAAAAUUCUCCAAGAUUUUAUCAUAUCUUAAUCUUCAAUCAUUUUUAAAUUAAACUCUAAAAGAAAUAACACUUUAAUACUCACCCACUGGGCACUUGUAUGUUAACAUAAAUAAAUAGUCUUGAAAUAUUAUUAAUCCUAUAAUAUAUUAUCCUGUUAUUCAAGCAAGUCCAACAACUGUGACUGAAAAACAACAAACUCUAAACUCGCCCAAUGACUGCUAACUUUUGUACACGUGAGAUUUUAAAGUUCCUGGAGGGAUACUUUUGUUCAUUUUUGACAUGUUUAUGUAAAAUAAGCAUGGCAGAUCUUAAACAGUGUGGUGACUACUGAAGAUGUUUAGCUGAAUCUCAGUCUGAAAUUGCAAGCCAUGCAGUGGUACAGUCUGUCUCCAAUUUGCCUCAUUUGUUUGUUUGACACCUUAUAGUUCUUAACGUCCAUCUCAAUACAACUGCUUCGAAAUUAUUAGGAAACAAUGUUCACCUAAACUCGUGUAAAUAACCUAUUGUAUGUGCAUGGCAUAUUGUACUCCUGUUGCAUCAGAAGGGCUGCAAGGAUCAUCCUCACAUGAGCAAAUCAACAUAACCACUUACAUAUGCAUUAUAAAAGAUAAGCUGUAAAUACUGUAAAUGAUUAGUAUUAAAUUCCAUGCAAACGUUGCUAACUCUGACCAACAAAAAGUAUUUUGUUCUUUGUUUUGUUUUGUUUUUCACAGUACACAGCUCAGAAAGCAUGUGUUUAUUUGUGAUAUCCUCUGUUUUUAAUAUGAUGCACUUUUUAUCCAGGACCAGAGAUGUCUUCCACUGAGACUGACAUACACUUCUAAUCGAUCAGGCUGGAGAUUAAAACCUUCCACCUGACAAAACACCAAGAGCACAGGACCUUCUUAGGAUAAAACCUUAGAUAAACCAGAUCCUCUUUUUUUUUGUUUGAGUUGUAUUGCAGAACGAUUCUAUUAUAACUAAACUAUUUUUUUCCAUAUCCAAAGCACAAUGUUUUUAUUACUAUUAUUUAUUUCACUGGCCUAAAUUUUGGAUGCAAUAUAAAGUUUAGUAUUGAUGAGCUACAAGCUGAGACUAUCAAGAUAUCUCCUCGGUUGGGGUGGGGUAUAAUUGCACUGCUAUUGUUUAUAUGGAUGCUUUUUUUUCCUCUUUUUUUUUUUUUUGAUGCAAUAAAUGCACUCAAUGUCUGCCGUAUGUACCUCCAGCUGUGAUCCCAACAACGCUGCUGGUUUCAGACAACAGGACGAAAGCCGUCCGACAUUGUUUGAUGAUGAAAUGUGCUUGGUGUGUGUCUGUAAACGCCACACAAGAACGAGGGGGUAAAUAAAAAUGUUACAAUGACA